Messenger RNA from Bipolaris sorokiniana ND90Pr, 1524 nucleotides. RefSeq lists its product as uncharacterized. The record is from RefSeq and is a predicted model, not a curated record. The coding region runs from base 69 to 1193 and encodes 374 amino acids. NCBI's taxonomy places the organism in Eukaryota, Fungi, Ascomycota, Dothideomycetes, Pleosporales, Pleosporaceae. The transcript is spliced from 9 exons.
CGCCUCCUUCUCGACACGACUCGGCCAGAGUCAAAUAGCGCUCCUGGAGCGCAUCGCAAACCGCCAACAUGGCGACCUUUGUGCCCGACCAACUGUGCAAGGAGAGGCCGCUGCGUCCGCUGUCCAGUGCCACGGACCUCACCGACAUUACACACUCGACCCUGGAACCUGAUUCGGAUCCGCAAUCAGAGGGUUACGACAACUCCGAGAUCCAAAGUCUCACGCCAAGCAUCUUCGACUACGUCAAGAAAUAUGGCAGGACCUACCACGGAUACCAGGCUGGUGCUUACCCUUUUCCCAACGACGCGCCUGAGAUAGAGCGCCUGGACAUGCAGCAUGUUAUCCUUACAGCUCUGUUUCACCAGAGGAAUUACCUCGCCCCAUUGAAGCUCAAGCGGCCCAAGAGGAUGCUCGACAUUGGCUGUGGCACCGGCAAGUGGUGCUUCGAAAUGGCGAACGAGUUCCCAAAGUGCCGGGUGGAAGGCAUUGACUUGUCUCCGAUCCAGCCCAAGAUCUCCUGCGAAAAUGUUGAUUUCUUCAUGGACGACAUCACUCGGCCGGAAUGGUGGCGCUGCACGCAGCCGUACGAUUACAUCCACACACGCAUGUCGCACGGCAUCUUCCACGACUUUCGCGAAAUCAUCCAAAAAGGCUUCAACAACCUCAACCCAGGAGGAUGGAUGGAAUCUCAGGAGCUCUAUCCCAAAAUCUACUGCAAUGACGGCACAAUGCCUGCCGACUACGCGCUCCUAGACUGGACAGCGACACAAGACGAUGCAGCUAUGCGCCUAGGCCGGCCCCUACGUAUCGCCAACAAACUCAAGCGAUGGUACGAGCAAGCAGGCUUCGUCGACGUACACGAGGAGAUAUUCGCUAUCCCUGUCAAUUCAUGGCCAAAAGACGAGCGUAUGAAAGUACUCGGAAAGUGGUUCUACUGGAAUCUGUGUGCCGGUGUGCACGCGUGGUCAAUUGAAUACUUUGUCACUGCUCUGGGAUGGUCGCCUGCAGAGGUCGAGGUCUACCUUGCACACCUGCGAACUGCCCUCACAGACAAGACCAUACACGCCUAUUACAAAGUUUACGUUGUUUGGGGUCGUAAACCCCGCCCCGACGAGCCACCGAGUAAAACUCCUAAACCGCCAGAUUGGCCGCAACCGCCGGGUGACGACGGUGCCUCGUUUAUGUCUUCCUAGUAGUAGUAAUUGGAAUCGGGCGUUUUGGAUCUUUUGAGAAUAGCCUGCUUUUGCUAGUUUGUCUCUCUGGCAUGUAGCUCCGAUUCUAUCUAAUGGAGUAAAGAGGAACCUUGUUUCUUUUGCCAUACAAUCUUGCGGUGGCUUUUGUUGGUUUGAAAGAGAAAGCUAUGCGUAGCUUGAGAGGCCUCAGCGAAAUUGUGUCAGCGACGUAUAGUUACGAUCUUUUAUGGUUGUUGGGACUCUUUGUCCCUAUUGAUAUCCUGCAAAUACAGACGACAUUUGAGGCGAUUCACACAAAAGUCUCAUGUGUAGAUUUCUCUUGUACUUGGUG